AUUCAGCCAUCCACUAUAAAAAAUAAUCCAUACGGCUCCAGGGUGUUAAUAAAGGCCUUUUGAAGCGAAGCUAUGCAUUUUUGUAAGAAAAAUAUCCAUAUUUAAAACUUUAUAAAUUCAAAUAAUUAGCUUCCGGCGGAUGCCCGAUUAUUUUCAUGAUGGAUGGAUGCAUUUUUAAAAAAAAUUUUGGCUUCAAAAUCGUGCCUCCCAUUCCUAAGCAUUAUAAAGCUUGGAGGAGCAAGGAUAUUUUUAAAUACAUCUCUGAUUGUGUUCGUCUGAAGAAGAUAGUCAUAUACAUCCAGGAUGAUGGCUUGAGGGUGAGUAAAUCAUGGGAUAAUUUUCAUUUUUGGGUGAACUAAACCUUUAACACCACACAUGUACUUUAGUUGUCUAGUCUUCUAUGAGAUUAUAUAUGCUUAUGGCUCUUCUUAGGUGAGCCAGUUUAUGAUAUAUGGCUUAUUGCUAUUUGUAAUUUAUUAUUAUCCUACUAGUCCGUAGGAUCAAACUCCCAACAUCUGCUUUGCAGCUUUUGGGAAGUUGCAUCAAAAAAUGCUGAAUUUCCCAUAGUGGGGAAACUGCUGCUUUAAGUUUGAUGCUGAUAGUGGGAUUUCAAUACCAAAUGCUUAAAUCAUGCUUUAAGAAAACUGGAGUGUAAUAAACAGAAAAGGUUUCUAGAUCAAUUCGUUGGAUUUCCAAAGUGAAAAUCUCAGAACUGGAAACCUCAAACCCCUUCUUUUACCCCAAUAUUGAAUAUGUGUCUUUGUAUUAUUAUAUGUUUUUAUGUAUGCAAACUCUAUAAAUAAAAUACAUUUUAUAAAAAUCCCCUCAGUAGUUGUUGUUUUAGGUUAGAGUAAACAACACAAUCAGUGCAACUAUGAAUAAACAAAACAGAAGAAUAGUGCUACAAAAAUGCUGCAGUUCAAGUAGGAUCAACAGGAACUUGUCCUCUAGUAACUUGUAAGUCUUAGUGCUGUUUAAGUGGUUUACAUAGUAAUGAGUUUGAAUUAGUAAUUAUUAACAAUCUUCAAUGCUAUUUUAAAUACUCAAAUAUUCAAUUUGAACAGCUCUAAAAAAAACUAUAUCAUUGUGUUUGGUUGUUGUGUACAUGACUUAGAACAACAUACCAUCGUACCACACAUUAUCUGCUUUUAAAAGCACUGCUGAUUCUGUCAAAGGGACAAAAUAAACGUUAGCAUUAGAGAUGAUAGAAGAGGUGAUUAAAGAGGAAUGUGUGCAUUAAUGAGUUGCAUGGAAUUCCAGUUACUUGUUCAUGCAGAACCAAAAGGUGAACAAAGGUGAGCUCCCCAUACUAUCUUCAGGGGAUUAAAACACAUGUAACUUCUCCACACGUGUCUAAGCAUCAAUGCUUGAAGUGUAUGAUGUGAAAAGAGACCACUAGGCAGGUGUUGAGUUCCAGCCUCGCCCCCUUUUGACUGUAGCUGGGAGGGAAGGAAGGUCUCAAUCUCUGCUCCCUAGAGAGGACUGGCUCGGCUGGUAUAACCAGUCACAAUAGAGCGCCGGCAACAGAGAGGCACUCUAUGUGUUUACUAAAGUCACAAGAAAGACAGAAAUCUAACCUUAUGAGAAAGGACGAGGGCUGAAGGGAGACCAGAGUGUUUCAGAACAUGUUUUGGGGAUGGUUGAUGAUUUGCUGACUCAAGACAUGGAUUUGCACGGAAGCUAAAAAUGGGCAGAUCACAGCGAUGACUUGUUGCUCACGUUGGCUGGUGACGGGGAGUAAUUUAACACCAGACAGAGUGAGGCCAUUUAGAAUGGGAGGAGAUAGCAGAGAUAUGUCAGAACUUGAUGGAAAGAGGCGAUGGACUGAGGGUGUGUGAGUGAGACAGGCGCUGACGGGGUGGUCACAAAAUCAAAUUAAAGAGGUCUGGAAAAGGCUGGGAAUGUUCUUAAACUCUGAUGUUGCUAUUUUCCCUCAAGACCGUCUUCAAGUUCUCCAAAUCUUCCAGGAACUAUGGCGACAAUUCCUCCAUGGAGUAUCCUGCUUUUCUCUUGACUUUUGGUGGCUAAAAAGAGUUAAAUAUCUUCAACGCAUGAGGAAGAACCUCAGCUAUUUGAAUAAUUCACCAACAUCCUCCUCCAAGUAACUUAGAGCAGCUGCCAGUUAUUAUCUACACCUCAACAUGCAAUUUUCCACAGUCAUUUUUUUGUAGAAGACCUCCAUCCAUCAUCGGGUUCCAAUCAUGUCAAACUCUCAUGAGCAGAGCCUCAAUGAGAAUGUCAUCUUCACUCCGUUGACGGAAUCCAGUCCGGACUUCUUGCACUGCGAGGAAGAACGCUAUUGUGUGGAAAGCCUGGUGAGCUCCGGUCCUGAGGCUUUCUACACCAAACUCCACCGGGAACAAGUCGGAUCGUUCUUGUCCACCGGCGAGGUGAACCAGAUCUCCAGCUGGGUCGAGGACUAUCAUCAAAGCGAUGCGGUCCUGGAGGAUGGAAAUGGUGAGGUGGAGGUCGGUUCUGAUGGGGACGACUUCUCUGGACAUUAUUUUCCCACAGAGUCUGACACUCCGGCACCAUCCCUGGAACUAGGAUGGCCAGAAAGGUACAACUGGAUGGACAUGGGUCAGGUUCAUGUGUAUACCAAUCCUCCUACAGAACCGGAGCCCUCCAUACGGGUAGUCCUCAGGAGACUCUUACAAGGGGCCACUAGGGUGAUCGCCGUGGUAACAGAUAAAUUGUCGGACAAAGCAGUGAUUAGUGACCUCCAAAACGCUGCAUCCCGGGGGGUUCCGGUUUACAUCAUCCUCAACAGAAGAUCCGCGGAGGAGAACUGCUCUUCGCAUCAGCUUCAACAUCCGAAUAUCAUGGUGCGCAUUCUUGGAGGUAAAACGUUCCUGACGCAUGACACGAAGAUGGUUGUUGGAGAACUAAAGGACAACUUUGUGUUGGUGGAUCUGGAGACAGUGAUGUUGGGGAGCUACAGUCUUACCUGGAGCGAUGCUCACCUGCAUCGUCAGCUCGUCACCCUUAUGAGCGGCCCAGUCGUGGAAUCUUUCGAUCGUGAGUUUCGGACCCUCUACGCUGCCUCACUCCCAAUCCCAGAAGCAUGGAAAACUGGAAAACCAGCAACUGAACCCAAAAUAUAUAAUAAACUCCCACCCCUGCACAUAAACAGCAACAAAAUCGAACUCGCCGAGUACGUCUCCAAUCCUCCGCCUCCUCCUAUGGACAGCCCUCUGGACUGGGAGGAGAUGGGGGUCAUCAAGAGAUUCCCGGACAGCCCUCUUAGUCCUGCACCUGAUGCUGCGGAGAUGCAGUUCCAUCAUCGACACCACCUGGACAGACAUCCAGGAGGAUGGGAGGUCUCCUACAAUGACUUUAACAGCAGACUGCUGCCUGGACAUCAAGAGGAGGUUAAGUUCAAUUCUAUGUUUCUGUCAGACUUUAGGCAUCCAGAAUAUCAAAGGCAAAGGCGGCAUUACUCUCCAGGCGAAAUGCAUAGCAAUGACUUGAUGAACAGGCAUCUGCAGAUACCUGAGAGAAUCAUGUAUCCUCUGCUGAAUCCUGAAAAUGAGGAGAGGUAUCCUGUGUACAAAUCCCGCAUCCACAGAAACGACAUGACAUCAGAGGAAGAGAUGAGACGAGAUUCUUUCCUGAGGAGGGACAGAGUUUUAGGAGAUACGAUAAACCCAGAAGGAACCACACAAUCCCAUCUAAAGAAGUCAUCAGAACUUUCCCGGAGCAAGACUUUCAGCACUUUGAGUGACAUUCUUAAACGGGUCAAUGCACGUGCCUGUUCCUCAGGACAGACUAGGACAGAAAACCAAGCGCCAGGCAUCAGCAAAUCCACGCUGGAGCUCAAUCUACAGCGUUCAGACACGGCAUCAACUGCUCGAACCACCAACUGUGACAAUCUUCCUCUGACUCCAGCUCUGGCACUUAUGAAAAAGAGAAACGAUGAUGUUAAAUCGGGAAUGCUGAGGAACAUGCCCAGCGUGUUUUCAUCUGGAUUCAGAACUCCCGGCUUUGGCCUGCAGAGGGAGCCACUGUGGCGAUCCCCUUUCAGAAGCCAUAGAAGUGAGGAGGAGCACUGAUGUUAUGCAGGAAAGCCCAGACAAUGACAUCACCAGUGUUACAAUAAUUCCCACGUAUUUAAAUAUGUAAAUAUUACUGUAAUAAGCAGCGCUGCGUGUACAAGGGGAGUUUCCUGCUUAAUGAGAGUAAAUAUUCAUCAGCAAUGAUGUCACACUUGAAGAAUAAGUCUAUUAACAUAUGCCUGAUUUACAUGUGUUAUUGAAAGAUGUGAUGGACUCAUGACCUAUGAACUGUCAUAUUUUCUCAAUGAAAAGGGAAUUUUAAGGUCAAAUGUUUAUGCUGCCUACCAUUUAAGAUAUACCUUCAUUUAUAAAAUUGAAUACCACAAAUAUUCUAAUAUGCUCAUUAAGUCAUCAUGAAAUUAUGUUUGCAGCCUGUUUUAUUUCAGUACAUCCAUCGGCUGCAAAGGAAAGUUGCUUCAGAGGAGCAGGUUAUUACAUUUUAUUUAAAGAUUACAAAGAAAGACCUUUGGAAUAAUGUGCACUGAGGGAAUCAUUCCAAAUAUACCAGGAAAGCGUAAGGAUCAAAUUUAAUUUCAUGUUGAUUUUAAAUCAUUAGACCUUUCUGGACUGGACGGGCUGCUAAGAUUAAACAAAAUUCCUCAAGUAUAAAAAAAAUAGUUUGUUUUAUGAUAUAAUAGAAAAUUGUUUCUUAAAGGUACACUUUGUACCUUUUUUGUAACUUUUUUUGUUUAAAAUAAAUUUCAAUGAGUCAAAAUCA
Messenger RNA from Megalobrama amblycephala (Wuchang bream), 4773 nucleotides. RefSeq names its product family with sequence similarity 83 member E (gene sack1e). The record is from RefSeq and is a predicted model, not a curated record. The transcript has 10 exons. The coding region runs from base 2202 to 4052 and encodes 616 amino acids. NCBI's taxonomy places the organism in Eukaryota, Metazoa, Chordata, Actinopteri, Cypriniformes, Xenocyprididae. Gene Ontology annotation, biological process: epidermal growth factor receptor signaling pathway.